UACACCACUCCAUUUCCCACUUCACAUGUUGGGAUUUUUUUCUAGGUUUUUCCUUCCUCUCGUUUCCCCCAAAAUCAAUGGCCUCUUCCUCGUCGGCGCCGCCGCCCUCCGUCACCAUUCCGUCCUUGAAAUCCACUGCCGUCGAAGCCUCAUCUUCAUCUGCACCACCGCAAUCCGCCGUCAAUGCGGCUUCAUCAUCAGCAGCACCGCCGCCAGUGAACAUUCCGACCUUGAAAUCCACCGCCGGCGAAGCCUCAUUAUCAUCAGUUCCACCGCAGGGGAAAAUACUGACACUGAAAUCCUCAGAAGAAGACGAAUUCCAAGUUGAAGAAUCCAUCGCUAUUCAAUCUGGUACAAUCAAAAACAUGGUGGAAGCUGGAUACACAGUUAUCCCACUCUUAAACGUAGAAUCCAAAUCCCUAAUCAAAAUCCUGGACUACAUGAUCCAUCACGCAGCUGAAAAAGAUGCUACUAACAAACAACAACUCGAAGAAUUCGACAAGGAAUUCGUGAAAAUUAGCUUCAAAAUGAUGUCGCAACUUGUAUUUGCUGCGAACUACCUUCACAUUCCAGGGUUAAUGUCUCUGUUGUGCCAGACAAUUGCUGAUAAGAUUAAGAACAAAUCGAUCAAAGUUGUUAGGAGGAUUUUCAAUAUUACUAAUGAUUAUACGUCAGAGGAAGAAGCCGAGGCGCGUCGUGAACAUGAGUGGGCACAUAAUGGAGAGUUUGAUGAUACUGUUGAUGAUCUCAUCAUACCAAAUGAGGAAGAGAGUGAUGAUGAGGAUGAUGAGGAUGAGGACGACGAUGGCACGCCAGAGGAAGGAGAAGAAAAAGAGGUUCGUGGUGUAAAUGUGGGAGAGAUUGAAGAAAUUAAUGAGUAAUUAGUUUGUUUUUAUGUUUUAUGAGCUUUUCAAUUAAUGGGUAAUUAGGGGGUUCAGUUAAGUAUUUGGAAAUUUGGAAGAUUAGUAUAGAUUGACUCGUCAUGGAUUUUUGAGGUUUAUGGUUGUAUAUAUUUUGCGGAAUGCAGGUAGUUGUUAUGGAGUCUAUGGAACUUAAUAUUCGUACUGAUUAAUAUAUGGAUGAGUUUUGGGGCUUA
Capsicum annuum is the source of this 1096-nucleotide messenger RNA. Its product is annotated as SKP1-like protein 11. Lineage: Eukaryota; Viridiplantae; Streptophyta; Magnoliopsida; Solanales; Solanaceae. Gene Ontology annotation, cellular component: cytoplasm; nucleus. The transcript has a single exon. The record is from RefSeq and is a predicted model, not a curated record. Gene Ontology annotation, biological process: SCF-dependent proteasomal ubiquitin-dependent protein catabolic process. Gene Ontology annotation, molecular function: cullin family protein binding. Bases 78 to 881 code for a protein of 267 amino acids.